Molecule: messenger RNA, 1093 nt
Organism: Triticum dicoccoides
Lineage: Eukaryota; Viridiplantae; Streptophyta; Magnoliopsida; Poales; Poaceae
Exons: 2
Coding region: 612-866 (84 amino acids)
Source: RefSeq, a predicted model, not a curated record
GCUCGAUCAUGACGUGAGGGUUAGCAAUCUCCGCUUGUUUCCUCGCGUGUCAGAUCAUGUUAUGGAGCAGAGAUCAGUGGCUUUGUUCUCUGCGCAGUUGACGAAAUUAUAACUACAGGACGCUUCAGAUCUUUCCAGCUCUAGUAUUACAGAAAGUUUGGUCUCGUCUGCACCAUGAAUCACGGGAUCGGUGUGGCCGGUAGAGGUCUAGAGAUUCUGUUAGGCUGUCAAGUGUGGAACUCGUGGUAUCAUUUGCUCUAGCUGCGUGUGGAAGGCUAAUUUUAGGCUGUGCCGUUUGAUCCAAAAUUAGGUGAACAGACCGGGUGUCCAAGUCUUUGCUAUUAUCGGCUCUGUUCGAUGGACGGCUGCUGUUGAAACAUAUAAAGCGUGAUCUAUUCUCCUGGUGCGUAUAAAAGCAAGGCAAAUCUCUCUAGCUACCUUGGGGGUUGGUUGUUGGAAGAAGCAACCACUAGCUUCGUUGGAGAUCCAUCAAAGGAACUAACGAAGCUAGAGGUUGGUUCUUCUAGCAAGUUAGGGGCCGCAAGUGUCUGGUCAUUCCCUGCCCUUGUACCAUAUCUCCAGCCGUUCUCCGGCAUUUAGUACUUCGGUUGAUGGCUUCGCCUGCAGCAGCAGCAGAGUUCACUCGGGAAACUGUUCGCCGGUCACUGAUCGCAAUCUCUCAGUCCCUCCCUGAGACUUCGCUCCUGAACCCCAAGGCCAACCCACCAAGCACCACCCCUGGAGCAAACACAUAUCGUGAUGAUGGGGCAGCGAAGUGCAGAUCGAAGCUGAUCUCGAUCUCAUACCCGUCCACUCCUGAUGCCCUGUCCACGCCGUGCCCCCAGAAGAACGCUGCAACCGUGUGAUCACUGACGCCUAAGCGUGCAUACAUAAGUGUUUUUCUUCUUCUUCUGAAGUUCUUCACCCUUCUGCUGUCUUGGUCUUGGUGUGGAAUGGAUGUACUCCAGUGCUUGUGUUUCCUGUAUUCAAACUGAAACAUUUGGGAAGGAAAUGGAGACAAUUGUACAGUGAACUGUGGUAUGAUACACGAACUAGCUGCUGUAAACGAGUUUGUGGUUCCAAUUUCUUGCAA